Molecule: messenger RNA, 456 nt
Organism: Trematomus bernacchii (emerald rockcod)
Lineage: Eukaryota; Metazoa; Chordata; Actinopteri; Perciformes; Nototheniidae
Gene: lipt1
Product: lipoyltransferase 1
Biological process (GO): protein lipoylation
Cellular component (GO): mitochondrion; cytoplasm
Molecular function (GO): lipoyltransferase activity
Source: RefSeq, a predicted model, not a curated record
CAGAGUUCGGCCUCAGCGCCGCGCCCUCGCUCGUGGACCCGUCCGACGACUCGGCGUUCCCCGGCGUGCUGGCGGCGGCGGAGGAUCUGCGCGGCUGGGACUGGACGUUCGGGAAGACGCCGAAGUUCAGCGUUCAGACGAGUCUGCCUGGGGGGGGUCACCUGAGCCUGCAGGUGGUCAGCGGACGGAUGGAAGACGUGGAGCUGAGCCUCCUGGAGGACUGGAUCCCAGAGAGGCUGAUCGGAGCGAUGAGAGAUGCGCUCAGCGGGGAGAAGUUCUGCAGAAAGCAUGCGGCCGCAGCGCUGAAUGCACGCCUGCUGCAGGGGGGGGGGGUGCAGCACAGAGUGAAGGUCCUCUGUGACGACAUCAUCAACGCAUUGGGAUGAAACACGAGAACUGAUCAUGGUGCAGGAAAUACAUUUUCAAUAAAUCUUAUUUUUUAUUUAUCAAAGUCAA